UGAAUUUCUCAUAUUUUUUAUGAGCAAAUGAGAAAAUUGGUUGCUGCAAUUUGUCUUCUUGGGCUGAGUUUUCAAAACUUUUCUUGCUGUGCAAUGUCCAUGGCAUUUUCUUCCUAAACGUUUGGGCCUUCAUGUGAGUAUAUCCAAUCCACUGCCAAUUUAGGGUUUAAUCCGUGUUGUGUAAUUCUUCUAAGACGAAUCAGGUGAUGAUCCAAUCCAAUCAAAUUCUUCUAAUCGCGAACAAUAUUCUGUUAUGAAUAUAUGAUUAUCUAUUUGUUUGAUCGAUAUACCAUUUUAUACCACAACCUUCAAAACUAUCUGCUCACACCUUUAAUUUCUUUCCCAAUUUCCAAGAAUUCAAGAUUCCGGAUCGGAACCAUCGAAAACAUCCAUCCUCGAUCGAAUUCUUGUAGGACUCUUCUUCCAACUCUUCGACUGUCUGUUGUUCUAAACCAGGCCAAUUAGAAACUGCCACCAUUCGCGUUUUUUUCCGUAUUGGAGGUCUAACAAGUACUUAAACCAAGAAUGCUGGGUGAUCAGGAGGAAUCCUCAGAAGUUGGAGUUGACCCAAAUGGAAAUAAUGAACUAGAACUUCAUUCAGUGUUUUGGAAUCAAGACUAUAGUUGUUUUGCUGCUGGUACAAGCUGCGGGUUUCGUAUUUAUAAUUGUGACCCUUUCAAGGAAACAUUUAGACGUGAGCUGGGAAUUGGUGGAUUCAAAAUUGUUGAGAUGUUGUUUCGUUGCAACAUUUUAGCACUUGUGGGGACUGGAACUAAUUCUCUAUAUCCACCAAACAAAGUUUUGAUAUGGGAUGAUUAUAAAAGUGAAUGCAUUGGUGAAUUUUCAUUUAGGUCUGAGGUUCGAGCUGUAAAACUGAAACGUGAACACUUUAUUGUUGUUCUUGAGCAUAAAAUUUAUGUUUACACGCUGAAGGAUGUCAAGCUUCUUGAUCAGAUUGAGACUGUUGCUAAUCCAAGGGGCCUAUGUUGUCUUUCCCACCACGUAAAUACAUUUGUGCUGGCAUGUCCUGGCGUUCAACGUGGGCAGGUGCAUAUCGAACACUUUGGGCUAAAUAUGAAGAAGCUAUUCAAUGCACAUGAUUCUCAUAUUGCAUGUAUGACGCUGACAAUGGAUGGUCUACUUCUUGCAACUGCUAGCACUAAGGGUACUUUGAUAAGAAUUUUCAAUACAUUGGAUGGAACGCUCUUGCAAGAGGUACGAAGGGGAGUGGAUAGAGCAGAAAUCUUCAGUCUUGCUCUUUCCCCAAAUGUCCAAUGGUUGGCAGCAGCAAGUGAUAAAGGGACUGUUCAUGUUUUCAGCCUUAGAGUUAGAGUGGCUGGCCCGGAUUCAUCUUCUGAUACAAAUGUAAUUCAGGGGCCAACACCCUUCCAGCAAAAUUCUUCUAAUUCCAUUGACACUCUUGUUCCUUUGAAUACUGGUUCCAACCCUAGUUCGUCAUUGUCAUUCAUGAGAGGGGUCCUACCAAGAUACUUCAGUUCAGAAUGGUCAUUUGCUCAGUUCCAUUUGCCGGAGGUGACUCAGUUUAUUGCAGCAUUCGGAUCUCAAAACACUAUUAUUAUUGCUGGCAUGGAUGGGAGUUUCUACAAGUGUAGUUUUGAUCCAGUACGAGGAGGGCAAAUGUUGCAGCAAGAAUGCAUCCAGUUCUUGAAAAUGGAAAUAGGUGCAGAUCGAAUUGAUCUAUAAUAGGCUAUAAGCCCUAAUUGAUUCUCAUUCCCUUGUGAAUACAAACACUUCGAUGAUACCUGUCAAUAAGUUUAGGGUUUACUUAAUUUUUGAUGAAUAAUCACUUGGAGGUGCUGCAUUUUUUUUUUCUUUUAAUCUUCUUAUUUGUUUACAUAAUUGUUCCCCCCUCUUGUAGAAAUCUUGGUCAUUUUGGAAUUUGUGAAUAAAAGUUUCUAAUUCUUUUGCUGCUGCU
Molecule: messenger RNA, 1936 nt
Organism: Cucumis sativus (cucumber)
Lineage: Eukaryota; Viridiplantae; Streptophyta; Magnoliopsida; Cucurbitales; Cucurbitaceae
Product: autophagy-related protein 18c
Exons: 5
Coding region: 526-1704 (392 amino acids)
Biological process (GO): autophagy of mitochondrion; nucleophagy; protein lipidation
Cellular component (GO): cytosol; extrinsic component of membrane; phagophore assembly site membrane
Molecular function (GO): phosphatidylinositol-3,5-bisphosphate binding; protein binding; phosphatidylinositol-3-phosphate binding
Source: RefSeq, a predicted model, not a curated record